This is a messenger RNA of Metopolophium dirhodum (rose-grain aphid), 1354 nucleotides long. RefSeq names its product spermatogenesis-associated protein 22-like. The record is from RefSeq and is a predicted model, not a curated record. Bases 672 to 1220 code for a protein of 182 amino acids. Lineage: Eukaryota; Metazoa; Arthropoda; Insecta; Hemiptera; Aphididae. The transcript is spliced from 4 exons.
CUUCAACAUUAUUACUACAGAAUCACGUGCACAGAAUAGAUGAUCUAUUACGUAUUUCCGUGUUAUAACGACGAAAUUUUAAGUCAAAGUAGCCGAACACGCUAUGCAUUUUGUGUGAUCUUACAUUGAACAGCGAAAAAUGAAAAUAAUAAUUCAACUAUAGUUUUAUAAUUUAUAAUAUCGUUAACUAUUAUUACUUUUUAGUACGGAAAUGCCAACGGAUUACCCGGGCAACCAGGAUCACCUAGCUUUAGCUAUAUCGUGUAAAGAGCGUUCACAAUAAUUCCGAACCCGGCAGAUCAAGUUACUCGUAGAGUAUAACAUCAUAAUAUUAAAUAUUGAAAGAUAAAUAUAUAGGUAUGUAUAUUAGAUUAAUGUAUUAAACUCGUGCCAAGUUGUGUGAUUGUGCGUUUGAUAUUGGGGUUGGUACUUACCAGUUUACAGUUACCAACAAUUCACCGGAGUUGAGGGUUUUACCACGGCUGGUUUAUUUAGCCAUGGGUUCUACGAAUUCACAGUAUUAUAAUUAAAUUAAAAUUGUAUAAUUAUUAGUAUUACCUUGACACCGCCAUAUGUCCAUCGGUUUUAACUUUUUAAGUCUUUGUCGUCCGCGAUAACGUAUAUUUACACUCGCCGAGACUCGACUUGGAACAGUUGGAACGCAUACCGAGAUGAUGGACUCUUCAAUUAGUGGCGGUCCGAGUUCUAGCAACCGUCAUAAUCCAUACGGCCGAAGCUUGGGACUUCAACCGACGACCGCAUUGACAUUGUCCACUCCCAGUACUGUUCACAAUCAUAGCAACAAGCCCAAUGAUGAAUCCAAAGAAGUUAUCGACGAGGGCAAGAAGCUUUUGGUUGGAAGUGUUAAACAAGUGGCGCGUUGGUGCAGAUUGUUAUCGUUUUUGGAACCGACCAAAAUUAUUUACCAAGUAUUUGGAGUUAUGGAUUUGGUAAAAACUGGCAGCAAUAAAUGUGAAAAAAUAUUUUGUUUGCGCAGCGAACAGAAAAAAUCUGGAAUAGUAUGUGUAUUUUAUGAAAUAGAUAGAAAAAUGCCUAAUAUAUCUAAAGGAACAUUAGUAUUGUGUACUGGUCAUGUAAAAGGAAAAAAUAAAUUGCAAGUAUUCACUAUUCGAGAAAUACAUGAAGACAAAACUUCAUUCGACAGAAUAUCUUUAGUCAGCCAUUGGACAAUUAAUGAUAUUUUAAUAUAUAAGGUCUAAGUAUUAUUAUAAGCAGUUAAAAUUGUAAAUUAUUUUUUAUUUUUUGAUUCUAUAGAAAAAUAAUUUGAUUUAUUUAAAAUUAAUAAUUUUCUUGGUAAGUAUAUAUUAGUAUAAUGUAUAAACAAAUAAUAAGA